CUCUCUGAACUAGCAACAAAAGAGGAUCUAGAAAGAUUUGUGUGUGUGUGUGUGUGUGUGUGACAGGUGAUGAAGCUGAAAGGAGUGCUAGGUAGGCCAGGUCUUAUUCUGGAGGGAGACACUAGCCAGGAAGGUGGACAUACAGCCACGGUGAAGAUGGAAAGAGAAGGAGAAUCUAAAUUCCAGAUGAAGUCCAAGUGACGAAUUAGGUGAUUAACGAGUGGAGGGAAAUUAGGAAUCUAGAAAAUUUCCAGGUUUGGUCACUGAGGGUGCUGUGAGGCCACCAGUUGUGUAGAGAGGAUAUAGUAGUGGUCAAUCAUGAUUUGUAGCUGCUGGAGACUUUCCCUGUAAGCAGUCAAGAGUCUGCCCAUGAGACCCCCCCACUGUCAGAGUCCAUGUGAGCCUCUCUCAGGAGUGAAGGACAUGAAGAAAGAGGUUCCAGGGGCUUGGCUAUUGGCAGAAGGUCUGGCUCUGUACAGUGCUUUCCUCAUUAGCCAAUUCUGUGCUGGGUUCUGGGCAUUGUUCUUGGAUGCUGAGCUCCAUCCUGUUUCUCAAGACACCCAGUGACUCAGUGAGCUCCAUAAUAGCUCCAUUAAAUUCCCUUUCUGCUUUAGCCAGACAGACUGAGUCCAUUGUUUACAACUAAGAGCCCUGAACCAGAUAAGUGGGUUUUGGGGUGAAUGUGAAAAAGGGCUCCAGGGACAAGGGCAUGGUGAAUGUGAGGUGUCAGCGAGGCAUCAGUGUGGUGACAUCAGGCCCAUGUGGGUCAGGAGCACAGAUUUGAGACCACUGGUACUUAGGUGGCUGCGAGGGUCAUUCAGGAAGAGUGUAUUAUUCCAGGGAAUUGGGUUAAGGAGUGGACAGAAGCAGAGGAGAUUUUGCAGGGAACAGAAAAAAUGGGAGGACCCCGAGAAAAUGAUGAAAUGAGAGGUAAUGUGGUUUGAACCCAUUUCCCUUUGCCCUGAGAAUACCUGCCAGUGGGAUUUGCAGUUGCAGCACACCCACAGAUAACUCACUAACUAAUCUUAAACUUACCUCCAGCUGGGCAUGUUGGUGCGUGCCUAUAAUCCCAGCCCUCUCGAGGCUGAGGCAGGAGGAUUACAGGAAGUUUGAGGCCAGCCUGGCCUACAUAGUGAGUUCAAGUCCAGACUGAACUACACAUAACAAGACCCUGUCUCAAAAAAACAAAAACAAAGCAAAACAAAAAAAAACUUACCUUCAAAUUUGUCAUGAAAUCUCUCUUUUGUUAUUAUUUCCUAAUCCAACUGCUCACUGCAAAGCUUGCCUCUUGCACAAUGACAAAGAUGGCAAGAAGAUCUGGAGGAAAACACGGAUUUUUGUGCAGAAUGUGAUAUUCCUCUUUGUGUUAUUCUGUGCUCUGAGAUUUAUCAUACCCCCCAAAAUUAUUAAAUUCUGAUCAUCUAUAUAUUUCUGUUACAUUAGGAUUAGAUACAUGUUCUGUUUUGAAAUAACUCCAGAAAUUGUUUAAAUUUUAUUUUCACAUUGAAAACCAGUCAGAUUUGCCUCAGCCUUAAAGAGUGUAUUUAUAUAAAAUUAAAUAAAUGUUGGCAGCAAGCUGCACUUUCUUUUUUCCUAAACGGGAAAGGAAAGAGUAGUUACCUGUGCUGAAAGCUGCAAAGGGGCAAGCAAGAAGAAUAUGGGAAGUGGCGCUUUGCUUUUGGCAUUCAGAAGGCCGGGGGUGACAGAUGAAGCCGUUUCGCUGAUAUGAUGGGAGCGGGAGAGAAAGUGGUGGACGUGAGGAGAGAAAGGGAGAAGAGCAAAAACAAGUGCACCCUGAGGAGGGCACUGGAGGAAAAGCUGUGAGCAAAGGAGAGAAGCCUCAUGUGCUCACAGUCUCACGAGAGGAGCUGCAGUGGCCUGAGACCACGCUGUGGACUGAACGGGGUAAGCAGGGGCAUGCCCGUGGAGUCAGGCUCUUUAUUCCUAGGUGAUUGAAAUUUUCUGGUGCUAUUGUCAUGCUGUCCCCACCUUGUGUCUGCUAGGCAAGAGCUCUCCCACUGAGCCAUAUCCCCAGACCUUUUUUAUUUUUAUUUUGAGACGGGGUCUUGCUAGGCUGCCCAGGCUGGCCUUGAACUUGUGAUCCUCCUGCUUCACCCUCCUGAAUAGCCGGGAUUACAUUUGCUCUCCACUGCCCUGGUGUCUUCUCUUUAAUUACAGCUAGUUGUUGAAUAAAAACGUCUUUCAAUCACUGAAGCCCAGAUAGACAGAUGUAACUUGAGGGAAGACUCAACUUUGAAAUCCACCGAGUUCUGAAGAUGAAGUUAUACAGGGGUCUAAAUUGUACCUGGGUCAGGAACCUUGACUAGAUCUACCUACACCCAUAUUAGGAGUUAAUUUUUUCAUUAUCACUCAAUCUGGGUGUAGCUCCCUGCUAUGCUCUGAAUGUUUGCAUUCCCUCAAAACUCACAUGUAGAAACUUAAUCCCCGGUGUGAGAAUACUAACAGGUGGGGCCUUUAUGGAAGUGGUUUUGUCAGGAGGGCAGAUCUCGCAGAGAUUAAGAACCUUAAUCUCUUUAUAAAGGAGGCCAGAGGAAGUUCCUUUGACUCUUUCUGUCAGGUGAAGGCACAAUGAGGCAUCAUCUAUUAAGCAGAGUGGGCCUUCCUGUGACACUGAAUCUGCCUGCAGCUUGAUCUUGAACUUCCCAGCCUCCAUGACUGUGAGCAAUACAUUUCCAUUGUUUAUAAAUUACCUGGUCUAAGGCAUUUUGCUAUAGCAGCCUGAACAGACUGAAACAUUUCCCUACUCUGAUUUGGUCUGCCUCCCAGAGAAUAGACUCUCCUUGUUUCAGUUUCCUGAAAGACAGGAGCUCUCUCCAGGCUCUCUUCUCUGGAGUAGAGAAGGCUGGGACCAGGGGCUUCCUCCCUCCCCAGCAAAAGGAGGUAUGGCCAAGGUCACCAUCCCGUCAGACUCACAUCUGAGUCCUCAUGCCUUUCUGCUCACAGAGAAGGCUGCUCUUAUACUCACUCCAUGCAAAGGGAGGCCAGCAGUGUGGCUCCUGGUACCUUUUACCCGCAGCCCAGCCCAAGCUUGCUUCUCUGUAGGAUCCUGAGGACAUGGGACCUGUGUGCCUGCUGAUUGCUGCUAUUCAUCCUGAGUCUGUCAGAGAAUAGAUCCUUCUGUGUGGCACUCUUGUGAGCAUCAACUCCCCAAGCCUGUACUUAUUUUCUUACUGUCUAAUGUCUCCUUAUUAGAAUCUUUGCCUUCUGUGGGACCAGGGACACCACCUGACCCAUGUGUAGCUGAAAAGCUCCCUCUGUGCUGAGCCCAUGGUAAAUGCCUCCAUAAUCCUGUCAACCUGUGUUUGAGAGAAUCAGUAAUCCUCUAACUUGUGAUGUUUGAUGCAGGGAAGGAUAAAUGGAAGUGGUGCAGAUCCUUUAAUUCAUUACCAAAACCCUCCCUCACCCUGAGCCUCAUAGAAAGAUGCUCGGAAGCAGACAUGAGUACCGAGUAGGGGGCACACAGUUGUCUGAAGCGUGGUGUUCUUGGAAGAGUUAGAGCAACUGUCAAAGCCCUCGACAUAACCAUUUUUAUUUUAUUAGUUUUGAUGGUGAUUUGAUGUUGUUAGGGAUUCAGUUCUCAUCUUUGCCUCUGAGAUCAUCUGAAUAAUGUUGGUGAUGGGGAAGGGAAAGUAGAGAUGAGGCAUCCACAGGCACCGUGGAUCAGACUAUAUAAAUCUGGGAGGAGGAAGGGGGCAGGAGAGCCUGGCCUUCCCAGCGUGUCGGGCCCAAGGCUGAGGCACAAGUGAGAGACGUUGGAGACGACAGGACUUGCCUUCACCCCAAGUGACCAUGAGAGGUGCCAUGGAAGCCUCAAUCGUGCUUCUCCUAGCAACUGUAUCCAACUCUGCGGUGAUCACAGGGGCCUGUGAGUGGGACGUCCAGUGUGGGGCUGGUACCUGCUGUGCCAUCAGCCUGUGGCUGCGGGGGCUGCGGGUGUGCACGCCGCUGGGACGCCAAGGAGAGGAGUGUCACCCUAGCAGCCACAAGGUCCCCUCCUUCCGGAAGCGCCAGCACCACAGCUGUCCCUGCUCGCCCAACCUGCUGUGCUCCCGGUUCCUGGACGGCAGGUACCGCUGCUCCAUGGACUUGAAGAACAUCAACUUUUAAGAGCGUCUCUGGCCUCAGGACACCUACUGGCCUGUCCCUGAACACAGCUGCUUCUGCACUAUGCGACCAGCUUUCUAUAAUCACCCCAUCCUACAGUGCCCAUCCGGUCCCUCCUGCCCUGCUCACACAUGUGCACCAGGCCGGCAUACCUCCCUCUGUGGCAGGGCCCACCAGGCUGCCCGAGGAUGGACAGCCUGGUUCUCUUGACUGCUCAGGCUGCCUGAGAAGUAGUGAGUGAGGAAAGGACACUGCCCUCCUCCCUGGGCCCUGUCCCUGACCUGCAUGUGCCCUGUCCCCCGAACCAGACAUUCCUGAGUACAGGUCUUUGGGUACAUUUCUGAGUCACAUGGGGCCUAGGAAGACAAACUGAGAGUUUCCUAUCUUCCUUUGAUUGAUCAUUCUGCGUAUGUUUAGAUCUCAGACCCAAGGCCACCUAUUCCCAUAGGGCAGAGGGCUGUCACUGUGAGGUGGGUGUGGGGAGGUGGAGAGGUCAGGCAGCCUCCUUGACAGCUGCAGUGCCAGCCAGCUUGUGGCCUGUGACCUUCAAUCUGUCCACUAGAUCAGGAUUGCAGUGCCUCUAAAGCACCGCCUCGUGUCUUUUACUGAGUUACCAGCGAAGCCCCGAAUUCUCAGUGGCUUCCCACAAAUAUUGACUGCAUAAAAUAAGGAAUAUAUAUACACAAUUCAAAUAGGUUCUUGAGAUGUCAAAAAAAUACAAAUGGUGGAGUUCAGUCUAAUCUGCUAUUGACCUGUUAGAAGACAGUUAGGGAGUUACCUAAAACAGCCCCCUGAGAACAGACCUUGAGGAGGGCCAUCCCCAGUCUGACUAGGGACAGAGGGGGAGAAGCAGGAAGAAAGGGAAGGAGAAGGAGAGGUGCACCCAUGCACUUCAGCUUUGGAAUGAAAGGAGGACAGAGCCCAGGUGUGUAGGCAUGGUGUUCCUGCCUCUGCUUCAGCCAGGGCCAUGCUUGUGUGGGGUCCGGCUGUGUCCAGGCAGGGAAAGGAUGAGGCUGAUGUUCCUUCUCCCAGGUAGGGCAAUAUUUUUGGAGUACAUGGAUUUCAGGGUCUCUUUGAAUGAGUUUUGAGGGGCAGCUCAAAGACCGGUAAGAGUUUGAAAGGUUGGAGUCAGGAAGGGGGCCGUGAGCUCGUGAGGAGUGGGGAGUUUGACUGGGAGGGAGACGGCUUAGCUGACUGUGGUGGUGAAUCUUGGUUUGCAACUUGACUGAGGCACCUAGGAGAUUAGUAAGGCAUACUUCUUGGUGUGUCUGGUGGGUCAGGGAGACAUGAACUUGGAGACUGUCCAGUCCAGCUCCUUCCUCUCUGGCUCUUUCCCUGCCCUUUGCUUCCUGACAGCAGCUGUUCUCUGCCAUGCCCUUCUGCCAUUGAUGUUUCUGCCUUGCAGCCAGCCUACCAUAGACUGAAACAUCUGAAAC
Molecule: messenger RNA, 5561 nt
Organism: Heterocephalus glaber (naked mole-rat)
Lineage: Eukaryota; Metazoa; Chordata; Mammalia; Rodentia; Bathyergidae
Gene: Prok1
Product: prokineticin 1
Biological process (GO): endothelial cell proliferation
Source: RefSeq, a predicted model, not a curated record